Messenger RNA from Eurytemora carolleeae, 1946 nucleotides. RefSeq names its product sorting and assembly machinery component 50 homolog A-like. The record is from RefSeq and is a predicted model, not a curated record. NCBI's taxonomy places the organism in Eukaryota, Metazoa, Arthropoda, Copepoda, Calanoida, Temoridae. Bases 6 to 1496 code for a protein of 496 amino acids. The transcript has 16 exons. Gene Ontology annotation, cellular component: outer membrane.
GAUAUAUGUGGUGGGGGCUAUUUAACCUUCGCCCCCAUCUAUCUGAAGAAGAUGAGCUUAAAGAGAAAAAAAAUCAACUUAUUCGAGAGAUUAAGGAGAAGAAACUAAGAAUAAAGAAAUUAAAGCAAGCACGGAAAGAACAAAGAGCAGAAAGAUUUAGGAGCAGGAUGAUUAAUCUGAAGGCUAGAAUUGAACGAGUAAACAUUGAAGGACUUGGUAAAACUAAAGACAGUUUAGUUUUGGACCGAUUGGGAGCGUUAUUUAAAGCUGAAACCUUUCAGGACAUUGUUCAAGCAACAAAGGUAGUGCAGAAUGAUUUGAAAAAUCUUGGAUGUUUCCGUUUAGUUGAUAUAUAUGUGGAUACAAUAGACAAGGAUAAAGGAGACAAGGAUACAGGAGAAGAAAAUGAGAAGGAUAUAAAUCAUAAAUCAUACCAGGUUAAUAUUAAAGUGGAAGAGAUUGGAUCUGUUUUUAUCAAUCUAGGCAUAGUGCCUGGAAACCAGGAGAACGAGGUCAGUUUAGCAGUACGAGGAGGAUUAAACAACCUGCAGGGCGGAGGAGAGAGAAUAGAACUGGAGAGAACGACAGGAUUGUUUAAAUCCAAACAAACUAUUCUAUCCUUCUACUCUCCACUUCAUAAUAUUAGUCAAGAAAGCAGAGUUUACAUGACACUGUCUGAAAGCAGAAAUCCGCUAUCUGAUAUGCCGGUUAACCAGGUGAAAAAAGUAUUGUCGGCUGGAGCUAGAAUAAAUACAUCACGUAUCCGUGUUUCCUCCAGGAUAGGACUAGAGCACUAUUCAACUAUACUAGACUUCAGUAGUCUUAGGACUAGUAAUAUACACAGGUGGCAUCCUGUAUCUACCAGAUGCGGGGAUCAGCUAAUUGCAACUCUGCAUAAUAGUUUUAAUAUCAACUUUCAAGAUUCAAGUCUUCUCCCUAUACAUGGGUUUAGAAGUUUUAUUUCUCAUACUGCUGGUUUACUGCCUUGGUCUAGUUCUAUACUAUUUCAUCAGUUUAAAUUUGGAUUCUCUGCCCUGUAUCCACUCUUGAAAUCUGUCUCUUUAAGCUGUUCUGGAUUCUUAACUCAUACAACUAAUAAUACACAACAGGGAUACUCAAAUAUACAGGUUCCUUUAAGUUAUAUUUCUGGUUCGAGAUCAGCUUUAGUAUUCCGGGGGGCAGACAAACCAAACCUAUAUGCAGGUGAUUUAACGGCAGCAGUAGUAACAGCUGCAAUUAUUUCCAAGUUACCAUUGUUACGAGACCACUCAAUGUUAUGUAAACACACUCGGGUUCAUGGCUUCAUCACUGCACACUCACACAGAAAUGACGGACAGCUUUCAAUAAUGAGGAAAGAUGUAAACACUUAUGUUGGGAUUGGAAUUAUUGGAAAAAUUUCAGAUAUUGGACGGUUCGAGCUAAACUACACUGUUCCUCUAUAUCCUGGAUUCGGAAAACCAGGAUUCAAAUUCUCAUUUGGAUCUCAAUUCUUGUAGUUAAAUUAUUUAUUAUUUUAAGUAUUAUUCGCAUGGACAGCGCUUCUUUUUUGAAUUUAGUUAAAACAGUUUUAACACCAAUUUUUAUUAUUUCCAAUGCUUAGGAAAUACUGAAAGUAGUUGAACUACGUGGACUUAGUUGAACCCGUAGUAGUAGCAGAAUACCUAAGAGAAGUGGUUGAACUACGUCUGCGUCUUGCUAUUUAUUAAAUCAAGUAUCAGCUUGGUAAAUCGUCUUCAGUAGCGAAAAGCCAAGAAACAAAUUAAUCCUUUGCACUAAUAUUAAGCAGAACUUGUCGGCUCAAACUUCAUAAAAUGACCGGGUUUUUUUUUUAAUAAUUAUUGGUUUAAAAAGUUCAAAUUACUAGUUAACGCAUCUGCAUUUGAAAGUACUGGUUUUGCUACAAAAAAAAUUCUAUGUGUUAAAAAAAUUAAUAUUUCUGAAUAGAA